CACGCCAUCACGCCAGUACAGCAUGAAUAACUUAAUGCAAAAUUAGCGUCUCUUCUACAUGUCCAUAACGCAUAGCUGAGCUAAAUAAGAGACCAUGAGAAAUGCAAGGACCGAGAACGAGUAAAACUAGGGGGCGCUGGAAUUCCACGAUUUGCGGGUGCGCAACAGUAUUUUGUAACCGUCCUACCAUUUUCCUCGGUUACACAAAUGUGACCUUGGCUGGAUUUAACCUUGCCCUCACCAUGGCUUGAUUUACCUAUGUCCUCAAAACAGCAGUGAGAUCAUAGUACACAGAUAAAUAUAUCUCACCACAUGGGUCCCGUGUUGUUGACCCAAUAACAACCCUAAAGGCGCGAUAAAUAUUGCAGCGCAGGAUCCUUUUUUCUCAUUUGCUUUGAGUGCCUGGGUUUCGAGUGCUAAAACAGAAUGCCUCUCCCUGUUGGUAGUAAAGUGGCUGGGGUGACGGCAGUGGCAACCCUUACAGGGCUACCGCUGGCAACUGUGACCUUCCUUCGCCUCAAGUACGGUCCUACCGUUUUUGAGGACCUAGCUGCUGUUCGGCAAAGAUGGCGUGUCCAGAAAUUACUGGCCACGCUACAACAGAAGAACACCAAACUCGUCGAUUUCUUCGAGGAACACGCCAAGCAGACACCAGAGAAGGUGUUCAUCUUGUACCAAGACGAGCUGCACACUUACGGAGAAGUGGACAAAGAGGCCAACAAACUGGCUCGAUUUGUGAAGGGAACUAAGGCCGUGAUGUGCUUGGACACUGUAGGGAUAUUCAUGAUGAACGAGCCCAGUUUCAUUAUCUCCUGGUUGGCCUUCAACAAGCUCGGCCUGCGGAUUGCUCUUCUGAACUAUCACCUGAGAGGUGAUGCACUCCUCCAUUGUAUCAAAGCUUGUAAUGUGAAAGCGAUUGCCUGUGGUGAAGAUCAACGUUUGAUGAACUCCAUAGAGGCUAUCCUGCAUGAACUGCAGAUGCUGGGCGUCCGAGUAUGGAUCAUUGGAAACCGGGAGAAACGGAACAUUCCUGAGGGGAUGGUCCGUGUUCAGACGUGGAACGAGCGCAGUGAUCCCAUACCGCUGAGUGAACGCGAGGGCAUGUCUUACUUUGACGACGCGCAGUACAUCUUCACUUCAGGAACGACGGGUCUUCCUAAACCAGCGAAGAUACCUCAUUAUCGCCAAGUCCGGAGUUCCUUCAUACACCAUUCGCUCGGACUGACUAAGGAUGACGUCAUGUACACUCCUCUGCCUCUCUACCACAGCGCAGCCUUAUUAGUGGGACUCCCUAAUCUCAUACGAGUUGGGGGCACCGUAGCUCUGACUAGCUUCUCAGUUCGGAAAUUUUGGGAUGACGUCCGCAGAUACCGCGCCACGGUGAUCCAGUACAUCGGGGAGACUUGCCGUUACCUCCUCGCACAGCCACCGUGCCCCAAUGAUGGCAAGUAUACUCACAAAAUACGCUACGCUAUCGGCAAUGGUAUGAGGCCCGAUGUAUGGGUAGCAUUUCAAAAGCGAUUCAACAUCGGCCACAUUGCUGAAUUGUACGGUGCCACCGAAUUGCCAUUUAUCAUCGUCAACAUGGACGGCAAAGUGGGAAGCGCUGGGAGAUACCAUGGUAUUCUCAGGGCGCUGACCGACUCCUUUGUUAUCGUAGAGUGUGACAUAGAGACAGCUCAACCACUUCGUGGUCCAGACGGCAAAUGCAUUCUCAUGCCUCCAGGGGAAACUGGUCUUAUGCUUGUUCGUCUGGAUAAUAGUACAAUGCGUUUCGACGGAUACCUUGGUGACAGUUCAUUAACCGAAAAGAAACUGGUUCGAAAUGUGACGAAAGAUGGCGACUCGUUUAUCAACACUGGCGAUCUGAUGGUACACGACAAGGAUGGUUACCUGUAUUUCAAAGACCGACUUGGAGACACGUUCAGAUGGAAAGGCGAGAAUGUUGCAACGACAGAAGUAGCUCAUAUGCUAAACCAGUACUCAGGUGUACAAGAGGCUAACGUGUAUGGCGUACGGGUCCCAGGUCACGACGGCAGAGCAGGAAUGGCCGCAAUCGUUUUCAGGAAGACAAGUCACCUUGACCCCAAGGCCCUCUACGAUCACGUGGUCAGGUCACUGCCGCUCUACGCAUGUCCAAAGUUUCUGCGAAUUAUGGAAGAGAUGAACAUCACGGAUACAUUCAAGCAGAAGAAGACAGACCUCGCCCGAGAGGGAUUUGACCCCAAUGUCAUAUCAGACCCUCUCUUUUUCAUGGAUGAGGAGAAAAAGACUUACGCACCCUUGGACGAUGAGGCCGUGCAAAAAAUUGUCGUAGGAAAAGCCAGGCUAUGAUAUGCAUUUUGAAUACGUAAUUAUAUUUCGCUGUGGAAGCAAUGGUUGCUCUACUCCUGCACUGUCACGUCAAAAUAGAAUACAUUGUACAUAUAUAUCCAUUUCUUAGCCGAUGUCCAAAACUGGGAUUUCCUCCUAAACGACUGUCACGUUUUUAUUUCAUCCAUUUAAGAAUCGGGCCUUCGUCCCCUUCAAAGUAAGAAGUGUAGCGGUUUCGACUCCUUAAAAACUUACUCUAGCCGGAGUGAAUUUUUCUGCAACUUUGUAAUCUUUUUCAAUGAAUGAAAACUGUGUUAUACUCCUAUUUGGUUAAAUGCACAAACACCUUUUAAACAAUUUAUUACCCAUGCUUUCCAGAACAUACGUGAGGGCGCUGUUGCUGUGCCAUCCACGGAAGACAUGCAAUGGCAUAGGUUUUUCUGCAAACAUUUUGAACCCAGAAUUUACUGACUGAAAACGUUUUAAAGAAAUGUAUUGAUGCUCACGUUUUGCU
Acanthaster planci (crown-of-thorns starfish) is the source of this 2827-nucleotide messenger RNA. Its product is annotated as long-chain fatty acid transport protein 6-like. Gene Ontology annotation, molecular function: long-chain fatty acid-CoA ligase activity; long-chain fatty acid transmembrane transporter activity. NCBI's taxonomy places the organism in Eukaryota, Metazoa, Echinodermata, Asteroidea, Valvatida, Acanthasteridae. Gene Ontology annotation, biological process: long-chain fatty acid import into cell; long-chain fatty acid metabolic process. Gene Ontology annotation, cellular component: plasma membrane; endoplasmic reticulum membrane. The record is from RefSeq and is a predicted model, not a curated record.